AUGGCCACUUCAUCUGAGGCUCUCUCUGCUGUUGAUCAAACUGGUUCCAAUGUGAUGCUCAAUAUCAAACUCAACCAGAAUCGGAGUCCGGAUCUUGAUUCCCCUGAAUAUGCCGAUUUUCUAAAACCCUUGAGAGAAUGUCUUCACUACUCGCCUUUGGCUCAAGCCUUAUCCAUGGCUAAAAGUCUGCUAAAGUUUCCUGCUUCUGCUGAUCAUGUUGAUCCUGAAACAAUUUCCUCAUCAUCAAUUCUUGAAAUGUUCUAUCAGAUGGGAUAUCUUGAGAAUCUGGCUCUUCUGUCCAAGUUCAUAAAGCCAAAUAUUCCAUCGGUGUGGAAUGGUCUUUUUAUGUUAUUCUUCAAAAGCUUUUUUGAAAGAGUCAUCGGGUCUGACAGUGCUAACAAGCUCUUUUGCACACUCAUCUAUGGUCUUUACAAGGGGAUUAACCUAGAUUAUAGGUCUGUUCUUUGGGCACAGCUAGUUCAGAGCACCCUUUCUUCAUCGAGGCAUUCAAAGAUCUCCUGUGCAAGAUUUUGGUCAGUUAUUGUAAAAAGGGAUAUUGAUUGUCUUCACAUUCAAGUAAAUGAAAUUUUUGUUCUUGCUACAAUCCCGGUUUUGCACACUUCCAACUUCAUGGUUUCUGAUCACACCAAAUUCAGCUUUGUUGGUUCAAUUCCCGAAGCUAUGCUCAACUAUGUUCCAAUAAAAAUGUGCUAA
This is a messenger RNA of Lactuca saligna, 714 nucleotides long. The record is from the annotation of a GenBank genome assembly. Lineage: Eukaryota; Viridiplantae; Streptophyta; Magnoliopsida; Asterales; Asteraceae.